AUGUCUACGCUCAAGGCGGCAAGGGCCGAUAACUUUUACUACCGGCCGGAUGGAGCCAGCUGGGAGGAGCAGCGUCGGCGUAUGCGCAAGACGCCUAAGCGGCCGCGCAACCACUUUAUCGGCUCGACCAGAAGCUACGCCGGAGACGCUGGCGCGGCGGACAGCACGCACGUCGGGGCCGACGACGAAGCCCUCGAGCCCUUCCGUCGCGGCUCCGGGCGCGGCCCCGUCAUCCGCUUCGAAAUGCCUUUCAAGGUGAUAUGCCUCAGGUGCGAAGCCUUCAUCGCAAAGGGAGUCCGGUUCGACGCUGAGAGGAAGGCGGUCGGCAACUACUUCUCCACUAAGAUCUACUCGUUUUUGAUGAGCUGCCAGUUCUGCAACAACCCUAUCGUCAUACAGACCGACCCGCAGAACACCGACUACCUCUGCAAGGUCGGAGUGCGCAAGAAGGUUGAAACGUUCGACACUGCCGAUGCGAAAACGUUGGAGCUUGGUCACGACGAUGCAACCAAGCAGCAGCUCAUGUCCAACCCGCUGUUCAAGCUAGAGUGCAUGGCUCUGGAGGAGGAGGCUGCCGCCAAGGGGGGUGCUGCUGGCGAGCACGUGCCGCCCCAAACGGAUCACGCUAGAACCCCAAUGGGAGAUGACGGCAAACGCGCAGGCGCCAAGGCACUGGUUCCAGCGUCAGGUGUUGGCCGCCUGAAUCCCAGGGAUGCGGCGAUAGGCUCCAGGGACGGAACUGCGGCGCCGAUAAUCGACAGCAAACUGGACGACCUGCUGAGGAUAAACGAGGUUAACAGCGGCGACUGGUUCAUCGCCAAUUCCGCGUUGCGCAAAAAGUUCCGCGAGGAGAAGAAAAGUUUGAAAACCAUCGCCAACUUCAACCUGAAACUGGUCGACGAGAACGAAAAGGACGUGCAGGAAGCCCGCAAAAUAACGUUCCUAUCGCAAUCGAGCAGAAUAAAAGCGCAUUUUAAGCGCAUAAUCAAGAAGGAUUCGGGUAUAUUUUCGCGCACAUGCGCCUCCUCCACCAGCGGUGAUUCCACCAUCGACGAUAAGCGCAGGAGGCUUCAGUUCAUAAAGCACGUUGACUCGAAGUUGAGAAUGAGUGCCAAACGCAUGGCGUGA
Messenger RNA from Babesia bigemina, 1128 nucleotides. Its product is annotated as cell cycle control related protein, putative. The coding region runs from base 1 to 1128 and encodes 375 amino acids. Gene Ontology annotation, cellular component: U2-type spliceosomal complex; post-mRNA release spliceosomal complex. Gene Ontology annotation, biological process: mRNA splicing, via spliceosome. The record is from RefSeq and is a predicted model, not a curated record. NCBI's taxonomy places the organism in Eukaryota, Apicomplexa, Aconoidasida, Piroplasmida, Babesiidae. The transcript has a single exon.